AUGGCGACACUGAUGCGCCUGGCCUUAGGUUCCCCUUUUUCUUGUCCCGCAGAUGUGCCCUUCCGUGCCGGGAGCCAUGGCGCUGGCCUGCUCUAUCCUGACCAUAUCCCCACUUCCCUACUACAGAAGGUGCUACUGACAGCCGGUUCUGCUGGAAUGGCGCUUUACAACCCAUACCGCCAUGACAUGGUUGCAGUUCUAGGAGAGACCACCGGACACCGCGCCCUGGAGGCCCUCAGGGACCAGAUGAGAAGGGAUCCAGAGGGUGCCCAGAUUCUGCAGGAGCGUCCCCGGAUCUCACUGUCCACCCUUGACCUGAACAAGCUGGAGAGCCUGCCUGAGGGCUCCUUUGGCCGCGAGUAUCUCCGUUUCCUGGAUAUGAAUAGUGUCUCCCCAGAUACCCGAGCACCCACCCGCUUCGUGGACGAUGAGGAGCUAGCAUAUGUGAUCCAGCGGUACCGGGAAGUGCAUGACAUGGUCCACACACUCCUGGGGAUGCCCACCAACAUCCUGGGGGAGAUCGUGGUGAAAUGGUUUGAGGCAGUCCAGACUGGCCUGCCCAUGUGCAUCCUAGGUGCGCUUUUUGGACCAAUCCGACUCAGUGCCAAAAACCUGAAAGUGCUAGUCUCUGAGCUGAUUCCAUGGGCAGUUCAGAAUGGGCACAGAGCCCCAUGUGUCCUCAACCUGUACUACGAGCGGCGUUGGGAGCAGCCCCUGAGGGCUCUGCAGGAGGAGCUGGGCAUCACCCCCAUGGACCUGAAAGGCUUGGAGUGA
This is a messenger RNA of Chrysochloris asiatica (Cape golden mole), 774 nucleotides long. RefSeq names its product coenzyme Q4 (gene COQ4). NCBI's taxonomy places the organism in Eukaryota, Metazoa, Chordata, Mammalia, Afrosoricida, Chrysochloridae. The transcript is spliced from 7 exons. The coding region runs from base 1 to 774 and encodes 257 amino acids. Gene Ontology annotation, biological process: ubiquinone biosynthetic process. Gene Ontology annotation, cellular component: mitochondrial inner membrane; mitochondrion. The record is from RefSeq and is a predicted model, not a curated record.